AAGGUGCAAUCAAUUUUUCCUUCUCAAAAAUCAAUAUCUUUUUUCAGGCACAACAUUUUCUCUCUUAUUGUCUCGCCCAUAGCUCAUCAUCUUCAAUUUCCACAGAAGGAAUUGUAGUUGAAGCUGAUGAGCUGAAAGUUACAAUGGAUAGUAACAAAGAUGAGGCUUUAAGAUGCAUUGAUAUUGCUAAGGAAGCAAUAGUGUCGGGCAAUAGGCACAAAGCGCUUAAAUUUAUUGGAAUUGCGCGUCGCCUUAAUAAAAGUCUAGCAGUGGAUGAUCUUUUGACUGCUUGUGAAAAUCUUGAUUCGUCGAAUCGUGGUAACUUCAGCGAGGUUAAAAAUGAUGUUGCUAGUGUGAAAAAUGAGACAGGUGAUGUGAAGAAUUACAGAGAGGAACAUGUUGAGUUGAUUAAAAGAAUUAAGAGUAAAAAAGACUAUUAUGAGAUUCUUGGUUUGGAGAAAAGUUGUCCAUUUGAUGAAAUUAGGAAAGCAUACAGGAAACUAUCGUUGAAAGUUCAUCCUGAUAAAAAUAAGGCUCCAAGUUCUGAAGACGCGUUUAAAAAAGUCGCGAAGGCGUUUAAGUGUUUGAGCGAUGAUGGUUUGAGGAGACGAUAUGAUGAGACGGGUUAUGCUGACGAAUUCAUGUAUAGUCGGCAUCAGCAUAAUGUUAGUGACAUGAGGAGAAGAACCGGGCACGACUAUAAUUUUGGUGAUGAUUUUGAUCCUGAUGAGCUUUUCAGGUCAUUUUUCCGUCAAGAUGAUGACGUGUUUAGGACAACUUAUGUUUACAGGACGAGAAGUACUGGUGCUGAGUUGAGAGUGGAAUUAAGUCCUGUUGUGCGUAAAUUAGUUCUUCUCUUUCAAUUAUUGUUGCUUUUGCUUAUUGUUCUACUUGUUUUUCAUCCUUACUUCAAUUAAGUUUGAGAUGAUCUUAGAUAAACGUAGAGAAGAAUUUUCUUAUCUAGCCUGAAUUUGAUCAGAAGAGUCGUCUUGAAAGCCCUGCCUCGAUAUAACGUCGAAGACCGUGUUAGUCGAUAUGCUUGGUCAGAGAUGGUACGACUUUCAUUGGAUACGGGAUUGAGACUAUGAGCGGAAUGGAAUUGCUUUGUCGAUAGAUCCAAAUUUACAUCCGCUCAUCUAAGAGAUUUUUUCGUGCUAGUAUUGUCCGCCUCAGCCUUCUUUCCACCCCUUUGUACAAAUGUUCAGAGGCAAAAGAGACCUUUUUUUGCUUGUGUCAAUAGGAUCAGCCAGUGUUCGUGUGUAAGGCCAUUUCCCGAAAGAUGUUGCAACAACGGAACAGGAACCGUCUAACU
Molecule: messenger RNA, 1312 nt
Organism: Lycium barbarum (goji berry)
Lineage: Eukaryota; Viridiplantae; Streptophyta; Magnoliopsida; Solanales; Solanaceae
Product: chaperone protein dnaJ 49-like
Exons: 2
Coding region: 144-917 (257 amino acids)
Biological process (GO): cellular response to misfolded protein
Cellular component (GO): endoplasmic reticulum membrane
Molecular function (GO): Hsp70 protein binding
Source: RefSeq, a predicted model, not a curated record